GGAGUGCUGGGGACCUGUUUGCUGACGGAGGCCAGACUGGGACCUGGGAGGUGCGGUGGGUGAGUGCAAGUGUCCAGCUCUCGUAGGCGUUCAGGAGUGCGUGUGAGCCUGUGAAACUUAGUGUCAGUGCCUUUCAUUUAGAUGUGAGAAAUUCCUGAUUUGUGGAAGGUAUCUGCCCAGAAAUCAUGGAUAGUUCAACAGCUGUAGCAGAAGCCAAAGAUCACUCCGCUCUUGGGGAACAGCAAGACAAUACACUAACUCUUGAAUAUUGGCAUAAAAAAUGGGAGAUGCACGAUAUUGGAUUUCAUCAAGAACAUGGAAAUAAGUUUGCUGACCUGGGUUAUAGUGUAGUUGGAGUUGAAAUCAGUGAACUCGGCAUACGAGAAUUUUUUACUGAGCACAAUCUGUCUUACUUAGAAGAAUCAAUUGCAGGAAUUUCAGGAGCCAAAGUAUUUAAGAGCUCAUCAGGGAAUAUCACUUUAUACUGUUGCAGUAUUUUUGACCUUCCCAGGGCCAAUGUUGGCAAAUUUGACAGGAUUUGGGAUAGAGGAGCCUUAGUUGCUAUUAAUCCAGAUGACCGAGAACGCUAUGCCAAGUUAAUGUUGUCUCUAUUGGAAAAGGGUUUUCACUAUUUCCUGAUUACUUUUUCAUAUGAUCCAACUAAAUUUUCAGGUCCACCAUUUUAUGUUCCUGACAGUGAAGUUAAAAGUUUGUUUGGCUCAACAUGUAAUAUUCAGUGUCUUGAGAAGGCUGAUGCUUUAAAAGAAAGACAUAAAAAAUGGGGAAUUGAUUACUUUAUUGAGAUUUUAUAUCUCUUUACAGAAAAAUAAAUUAAAAUUAAAGCUGCAUAAUAUUUGGUAACAUAACCCAAAUCUUGUAUGUAUCUUUACCUCUUUUAGCUACUAACAGUGACUGUGACAAGAAAAAUGUAAUGAACAUCUUUGAAAGUUUUUUUUUUAAAACUAUCAUUACAUACCACUUGUAGUAUCUAUUGGAAUAUGCAUGUAACUUCAAGAGGGGCUACUAUUUUAUUAUGCUCAUGAUGAUUGCAAUGUUGAAAUUAAACAUUUUAAUUUGAACAAAAUUUGUAAAUAAAAAAUUCCUCAUGCCACUUUUCUGCAUCCUUAAUUCAUGUCCCCACAAAAUCUAGUUCAAGCAGUUUUGUAUUUUAAUACAUUUGAUGUCUUUAUUGCUUGUAAAUGUUCAAAUAAAGUAUCAGUGCUUUAGAAAAGUUAAA
Molecule: messenger RNA, 1237 nt
Organism: Phascolarctos cinereus (koala)
Lineage: Eukaryota; Metazoa; Chordata; Mammalia; Diprotodontia; Phascolarctidae
Gene: TPMT
Product: thiopurine S-methyltransferase
Molecular function (GO): thiopurine S-methyltransferase activity
Source: RefSeq, a predicted model, not a curated record